AUGCGUGUUUUAUUUUGGAAUAUUAAUGGUGUUGCUCGUGAGGUAGCACAGUUUAAGUUAAGAGAGUUAAUAAGGGACUUCAAACCUGAAGUGUGUUGUCUUGUUGAGCCUAAAGUGGCAAGUUCGGCUAAUUUUGGUAGAAGAUUAAUAACAGAAGGUUACUCCCCAGAUAUUAUUCAUAAUUCAUCUUGUUCUAGUAUUGCAAAUCUCUGGAUUUGCUACACGAAUGGGCUGAAUGUUUUAGUUGUAAAUACAAGUAAGCAAGCUAUUACAGUUGCGGUGGAGGGUGUGCAUAUUUCAUUUGUCCAUGCUAGUUAUGUACAAGUGACAAGACAUAGACUUUGGCAGCAGUUGGAUAUGAAAGAUACAGUUACCCCUUGGCUGGUCAUGGGGGACUUUAAUUGUAUUCUGCGUUUGGAUGAGAAGAAAUGUGGGCGUGAAACUAGAUCCUCUGUCAUUAUUGAAUUUAGUGACUGGAUAGAUGAUAUAAAUCUCUUUGAAGCGGAUUCUUUGGGCAACAAGUUCACUUGA
Papaver somniferum (opium poppy) is the source of this 531-nucleotide messenger RNA. RefSeq lists its product as uncharacterized. Gene Ontology annotation, molecular function: catalytic activity. The record is from RefSeq and is a predicted model, not a curated record. Bases 1 to 531 code for a protein of 176 amino acids. NCBI's taxonomy places the organism in Eukaryota, Viridiplantae, Streptophyta, Magnoliopsida, Ranunculales, Papaveraceae. The transcript has a single exon.